Molecule: messenger RNA, 2469 nt
Organism: Sapajus apella (tufted capuchin)
Lineage: Eukaryota; Metazoa; Chordata; Mammalia; Primates; Cebidae
Gene: CAPN8
Product: calpain 8
Exons: 21
Coding region: 84-2195 (703 amino acids)
Biological process (GO): proteolysis
Cellular component (GO): cytoplasm
Molecular function (GO): calcium-dependent cysteine-type endopeptidase activity; calcium ion binding
Source: RefSeq, a predicted model, not a curated record
UUAUAGCUCCCCUCCCAGUGGGGCAGGUGUCUGAGAAUACCGUGCAGCCCUGUCCUUCUGUCCACCCUACAGAGCCCACGGUCAUGGCAGCCCAGGUGGCUGGUGUAUCUAGGCAGCGUGCAGCCGCUCAAGGUCUUGGCUCCAACCAAAAGGCUGUAAAGUACUUGGGCCAAGAUUUCAAGACCCUAAGGCAACAGUGCUUGGACUCAGGGGUCCUAUUUAAGGACCCUGAGUUCCCAGCGUGUCCAUCAGCUUUGGGCUACAAGGAUCUUGGACCAUGCUCCCCGCAAACUCAAGGCAUCAUCUGGAAGCGGCCCACGGAGUUGUGUCCCAGCCCUCAGUUUAUCGUCGGUGGAGCCACGCGCACAGACAUUUGUCAGGGUGGUCUAGGUGACUGCUGGCUUCUGGCCGCCAUUGCCUCCCUGACCUUGAAUGAAGAGCUGCUUUACCGGGUGGUCCCCAGGGACCAGAACUUCCAGGAGAACUAUGCGGGAAUCUUUCAUUUUCAGUUCUGGCAGUAUGGAGAGUGGGUGGAGGUGGUCAUUGAUGACAGGCUGCCCACCAGGAACGGACAGCUGCUCUUCCUCCACUCGGAACAAGGCAAUGAAUUCUGGAGUGCCCUGCUGGAGAAAGCCUAUGCCAAGCUCAAUGGUUGUUAUGAGGCUCUUGCUGGAGGUUCCACAGUGGAGGGGUUUGAGGACUUCACAGGUGGCAUCUCUGAGUUUUAUGACCUGAAGAAGCCACCGGCCAAUCUGUAUCAGAUCAUCCGGAAGGCCCUCUGUGCAGGGUCUCUGCUGGGCUGCUCCAUUGAUGUCUCCAGUGCAGCUGAAGCAGAAGCCAUCACCAGCCAGAAGUUGGUUAAGAGUCACGCGUACUCUGUCACUGGAGUCGAAGAGGUGGAUUUCCAGGGCUGUCCAGAGAAGCUGAUCAGACUCAGGAAUCCAUGGGGUGAAGUGGAGUGGUCAGGAGCCUGGAGCGACGAUGCACCAGAAUGGAAUCACAUAGACCCCCGGCAGAAGGAAGAGCUGGAAAAGAAAGUGGAGGACGGCGAAUUCUGGAUGUCAUUUUCAGAUUUCUUGAGGCAAUUCUCUCGGUUGGAGAUCUGCAACCUGUCCCCGGACUCUCUGAGCAGUGAGGAGGUGCACAAAUGGAGCCUGGUCCUGUUCAAUGGCCGUUGGACCCGGGGCUCCACAGCCGGGGGCUGCCAGAACUACCCAGCCACUUACUGGACCAAUCCCCAGUUCAAAAUCCAUUUGGAUGAAGUGGAUGAGGACCAGGAGGAGAGCGUCGGUGAACCCUGCUGUACCGUGUUGUUGGGUCUGAUGCAGAAAAAUCGCAGGCGACAGAAGAGGAUGGGACAGGGCAUGCUUAGCAUUGGCUAUGCCGUCUACGAGGUUCCCAAGGAGCUGGAGAGUCACACGGACACACAUCUGGGCCGGGAUUUCUUCCUUAGCCACCAGCCCUCAGCCCGCACCAGCACCUACGUCAACCUGCGGGAGGUCUCGGGCCGGGCCCGGCUGCCCCCUGGGGAGUACCUGGUGGUGCCAUCCACUUUCGAGCCCUUCAAAGAUGGCGAGUUCUGCUUGAGAGUGUUCUCGGAGAAGAAGGCCCAGGCCCUAGAAGUUGGGGAUGUGGUAGCUGGAAACCCACAUGAGCCACAUCCCAGUGAGGUGGAUCAGGAAGAUGGCCAGUUCAAGAGCCUGUUCGAGAAACUGGCAGGGAAGGAUUCUGAGAUCACCGCCAAUGCACUCAAGAUGCUUUUGAAUGAGGCAUUUUCCAAGCGAACAGACAUAAAAUUCGAUGGAUUCAACAUCAACACUUGCAGGGAAAUGAUCAGUCUGUUGGAUAGCAAUGGAACGGGCACUCUGGGGCCGGUGGAAUUCAAGAUGCUCUGGCUGAAGAUUCAGAAGUAUCUGGAGAUCUAUCGGGAAACUGAUUAUAACCACGCGGGUACCAUGGAUGCCCACGAGAUGAGGACAGCCCUUAGGAAGGCAGGUUUCACCCUCAACAGCCAGGUGCAGCAGACCAUUGCCCUGCGGUAUGCAUGCAGCAAGCUUGGCAUCGACUUUGACAGCUUUGUGGCUUGUAUGAUCCGCCUGGAGACCCUCUUCAAACUAUUCAGGCUUCUGGACAAAGACAAGGAUGGCAUGGUGCAGCUCUCUCUGGCUGAGUGGCUGUGCUGCGUGUUGGUCUGACCUGGGGUUUUGGACACAGUGACACUCUCUGCCCCACUGCUUGCCUCUUGUCACCCCUUCUCUACAAUUUUGUGAACAUUUAUGCUCCAAUGGGAUUCACUGGUUGUUCAUAUUGUUCUUGAUUGUUGUAAUUCCCUGAGUUCCUGGCCUGUCUCAUCAGAGCAGGCUGGAGAGCCCUGGGUCUCUUUCAGCAGCACUGAGCUCUGAGCUAUGUAACCAACCGGGUGGGCCCAGUGGAGGGGAAGCAAUCAAUUAAAGCUGUGAGCCAGAAUGG